Messenger RNA from Caenorhabditis elegans, 1023 nucleotides. RefSeq names its product Seven TM Receptor (gene str-71). The record is from RefSeq and is marked reviewed. NCBI's taxonomy places the organism in Eukaryota, Metazoa, Nematoda, Chromadorea, Rhabditida, Rhabditidae. The coding region runs from base 1 to 1023 and encodes 340 amino acids. The transcript has 3 exons.
AUGCCUUACUUUGAACUGGCAUCUAACGUCUCUAAAAUCGCAUUCUCUGCUGGCUUUCUCUCCAACACUUUCCUAAUUUACCUGACAGUUUUCCACGUCAAAGCUGUCUUUGGUACUUAUAAAAAGAUGGUGAUAAUAUUCGCGAUACUGGGCAUUACAUUCUCCGGCCUGGAAAUUCUAGCGAAGCCAUUCGCCCACAACUUCAAUAACUGUGUUAUGUACUUCAGUGUUAACACGUGGAUUCAGCCGCAAUCAAUUUCGCAGUUGCUCAUAGCAAUUUGGGCAGGACUCUAUUUAGUUAUAGUCUCAUUUAUUUCCGUCCAAUUCAUUUAUCGCCACUGUUGCUUGUCAAAUGUCAGAUGGGCAAAGAAAUUUGACGGACUCGGAUGUUUCCUCUGGAUGGGGUACCCAUUGAUCCCCGGCGCGAUUUAUGCCAGCUCAUUUUAUUGGUUCUGUUUGCCUGAUGAAUACUCGGAUGAUUGUGUGAGAGAAACAAUUCUUAAAAACUAUGCUUUGGCAACUGCGGACGUUGCUAGAUUCAUGGUUGCUCCAUACACAUCAGAAGGCUCCUGGCGACUCAAUAACUCAUUUUUCCUUCUCUCCGGCGUGGUAUCCAUAUGGCUUCACUACUCCGUAAUUCUUUACUGUGGAGUCAAAAUGCACCUGAACAUGAAAGAAGAACUCAAAAAGUUUUCGGUUGUCAACCGAAAACUUCAGCGUCAGUUUUUCAAGGCCCUGGUGUUUCAGAGUAUUGGACCAACAGUUUUCCUUGUGCUACCGGUUGCACCAACCAUCAUUGCUCCUCUGGUAGCUCCGUAUUUAAGCCUAGAAAUCAACUGGCAAACUGGAUGGCUAUACUCGAUUGUCGGAAUGUACCCACCAUUUGAUAGCGUUGCAUUCAUGCUCAUUGUUACAGAGUAUCGAAAAAUAAUCAGAGAUCGAUAUCUAUUUGUUUGUACCAAGCGGUAUUUGGCGGGAAACAUUCAGGUGGUCUCGACAUCUUCUCAAGUAGUUAAUAAUUAG